GGCACUUGCAGACGCAGUUGAGAAAUCUUACAAGCAAUUUGACAUUUCAAGAGGCAUAUGACAUGACUGGCCGGGUUCUCGUUGUUACUGUGUGUUCUCCAAGAAAACAUGAGCCACCACGAUGCCUGAACUAUUUGACAUCACCUCAUGUUCUCAUUUGGAGUGCAGUAACUGCUUCCUGUGCUUUUCCUGGACUUUUUGAGGCCCAGGAGUUGAUGGCCAAAGAUAGAUUCGGAGAAACAGUUCCUUUUCAUGCUCCAUUCUUGUUGGGUGUGGAGGAACGAGCUGACGCUGCUACACGGCGCUGGAGAGAUGGCAGCUUAGAAAGUGAUUUACCCAUGAAGCAAUUGAAGGAAUUAUUCAACGUAAAUCACUUCAUAGUAAGCCAAGCCAAUCCUCACAUUGCUCCAUUACUGAGACUAAAGGAGAUCAUCAGGGCUUACGGAGGCAGCUUUGCUGCAAAGCUUGCUGAACUUGCUGAGAUGGAAAUUAAGCAUAGGUUCAAUCAAGUUCUGGAACUUGGAUUUCCAUUAGGAGGAAUAGCUAAGUUGUUUGCUCAACAUUGGGAAGGUGAUGUGACAAUCGUUAUGCCAGCCACACUUGCUCAGUAUUCGAAGAUCAUACAGAAUCCUUCGUAUUCUGAGCUUCAGAAAGCCGCAAGUCAGGGUAGGCGAUGCACUUGGGAAAAGCUCUCUGCUAUCAGGGCAAACUGCGCUAUUGAGCUUGCAUUAGAUGAAUGUGUUGCCCUCCUGAACCACAUGCGUAGGCUGAAGAGAAGUGCAGAAAGAGCAGCUGCUUCACAAGGAUAUGGUGCUACAAUUAGACUCUGUCCGUCUAGAAGGAUUCCAUCAUGGAAUCUCAUAGCAAGAGAAAAUUCAACUGGUUCUCUCGAUGAGGAAAUGCUCACAUCUCCCACUGUUACGAGCCAUCAAGCAGUUGGAGGGACUGCUGGGCCAUCUAACAGAAAUCACCAUCUCCAACAUAGUAUGCAUGAUAGCAGUGACAGUGAAUCUGAGAGUAUAGACUUGAACUCAUGGACGAGAAGUGGUGGCCCUCUCAUGAGAACAGCCUCAGCUAAUAAAUUCAUCAGCUUUGUUCAGAACCUUGAGAUUGACACAGAAUUCAGAACAAUUUCACCAAGGGGGAGCGAAGGUGAUAUUGUUACACCGAAUAGUAACUUAUUUGCUGGUCACCCAAUUGGUAGAGAGCCAGUUGAUAACCAUCCAGGGCCUGCUACUCCUGGUAGGACCUCAGGCAAUUCAGGUUGCGAUCCUCAUGAUACUCCUGUUCCUAGGUCUCCAUUUGGUCUUUCCACAAGUAUCAUGGUCCCUGAAGGUGACUUGCUGCAGCCGGAAAAGAUUGAGAAUGGUAUUUUAUUCAAUGUUGUGAGAAGGGAUGCUCUUGUAGCGACUACUAGCGGAGUUGAACCUCAUGGAUCUUCACAGGAAGCAGAUGUGGAAACUGUACCGACCGAGUGCCUUUAUGGUGCUUCGGAUGACGACGACGACAACGUGGAACUGAAUGCUGAUCAUGAAGCAUUAUCUGACCCUGGAGAUCAGAGAUCCUCAGUUGCAGGAAACCUAGAUCCGUCCACUUCCAUGGAUUGUCAAGCUGAUGAAACAAGUACUACUCGAUCAGAAGCUCCAUCUCUCUUUAAUAUCUGUGUGGAGAUUCCUCCAGCAACCAUGAUCAGAGAAAAUAGUCGGCCUGACGAGCCUUCUUCAGACAUAAGACUGGAGAUUGUAAAGACAGAAUGCCCUGAUGAGAAUUCAGCUGCUGGGAACGAUGAAGUUGGCUCAGUUCCUGCCAAUAAAGAAUCUUCCUAUUGUUCUCAGACAGCUGAAAAUGGACAGCAGCAUCAAGUUGAUAUGGGAUCUGUGAACUCCUGUAGUGUUUCAGUUUCAGAAGAUGAUAGGCAUGUCAGCCUCAUUUCGAACGAGAAACCAGUUACUACUUCCAGUGGCGGAGCGGAGAGUAUGACAUCUGGAAGAAAUGAAGCUGACUAGCAUAGAACGUGCCUGUUGACUGACCUAAUGUUUUUCUGUGCUGGGACUUGGUAGUUUGAACAAUUCAGCUUGAUCUGGUCCAUGCUAUGUCGGCAAUUUAAACUCGUGUCACGAUCAAACUGAAUUGCGUCUAUACCUAGGUGUUGUAAUUCGGUUGUAGUCAACCCCCUAAUGAAGCACUAGAAUGAAUUUCGUUUCAAACUCGCAUA
Molecule: messenger RNA, 2215 nt
Organism: Triticum urartu
Lineage: Eukaryota; Viridiplantae; Streptophyta; Magnoliopsida; Poales; Poaceae
Source: RefSeq, a predicted model, not a curated record